GUGUCUGAUUACUAUAGCAACCUCAGUUUGGUGGAAAAUGGCGGUGUUUUUGUAGUAAAAUUUUGAAGUUCUUUUUUCCAGAGUAAAAAGCUACUAACUUGCUUUGAAAACUGCCUAGCUACUGCCAGAAUUAUGGGGAAAAAGAAAGCUAAAGAACCAGAAACUCCAGCAAAAGAUGAGUUUGAUCCACUGGAACUUGUCAGCAAGAAGCCUCAUACAGUUGUGUUGAUGUUAGACUCUCCAGAAGAACAUGUCCUUCAAUCAGCUUGUGAAGCACUGUACAAGUUCUCAGAGAAGUGUGAUGAGAACAGACAGGAGCUGUUGAAUCUUGGAGCCCUGGAACCUCUUUUAAAGCAGGUUUUAUCUGAAGAUAAGGUUGUCAGAAGAAAUGCCACCAUGUGUCUUGGUACCAUGGCACAGAAUGCAAAUGUUAAAAAAGAACUCCGAAAGCUGUCCAGCAUUCAGCCACUAGUCACAUUACUAGGACCUGAUGAGGAUGUUUUGUGUCAUGAAUUUGCAAGUUUAGCACUUUCAUCCAUGGCAGCUGAGUUUUCUUGCAAAGUGGAGAUCUUUGAACAAGGAGGCCUUGAGCCCAUUAUAAAGCUUCUAUCAUCCACUGACUGUGAUGUGCAGAAAAACUCUGUUGAAGCCAUUUCUCUGUUAGUUCAGGAUUAUCACAGUAGAUCAGCAAUUAGAGAAUUUAAUGGGUUGCAGCCACUUCUAGCAUUAUUAGAUUCCGAGUAUGCUAUUAUUCAACAACUUACAUUGGACAGUUUGAUACAGAUUACUCUUGAUGCCGACAAUCGAGGAGCUUUGCGUGAAUUGGAGGGGCUUGAAAAACUUGUUGAUUUUGUUGGAAACAAGGAAUAUGAAGAUUUACAUGUGCAAGCCUUGCAGGUCUUGUCUAAUUGUCUGCAGGAUGUGGAGAGCAUGCAGCUUAUACAAACAUCUGGGGGAUUACAGAAACUUCUUGCAUUUGCUGCCGAGUCUAAUAUUGCAGAGGUCCAACAACAUGCGGCCAAAGCGAUUGCCCUGGCAGCUAAAAACGGUGAAAACAGAAAAAUAUUUCAUGAGCAAGAAUGCGAGAAAACAUUGAUAACUCUCUUAGCAUCCGAGAAUCCUGGUGUCCAGUCCUCAGCAUCUUUAGCCCUGGCUGUUAUGUCCGAGAACCUGAGUAGCAGAGACGUGGUUGGAAAACUGGAGGGUAUUCCGCCAUUAAUUAAUCUUCUUGGUAGCGACAACCCUGACGUGAGAGAAGGAGCAACCCUGGCACUAGCAAACAUUACGACUUCGAACGACACAAACUGCGGUGAAGUAGUAGACAAAGCUGGUGUUGAUUCGCUGAUCGCGCUCUUGAAUGAUGUCAAACCGCUGGUUCAAGCCAAUGCUGCGGUGUGUCUCACUAACCUGGCUACAGAAGAGUCUUGGAGAUCGGAAAUACAGCAAAAAGGGAUUGUUCCCGCCCUUGUACAAGCUCUCCAAUCCAAUGCCUCUGUUGUACAGAGUAAAGCUGGAAUAGCGGUCGCGGCUUUUGUUUGUGAUGCAGAGUCAAGAAACGAGUUUCGAACAGAAGGCGGUCUCCCGCGUUUAGUGGAGUUACUUCGCUCAGGCAAUGGUGACGUGCGGAGGAGCGUAGCCUGGGCCGUGUUACAGUGUGGCAACGAUCUACCGACCGCCACCGAGAUUUGUAGACUGGGCGGUUUAGAUAUUCUUGGAGAGAUUUCCUUGUCUAAUUCUCGUCAGUCUGGCUUCGCAAAAGCUGCUAUGGAAUGCCUUCUAGAUAGUAACUUACCUGCUAAGUAUGCUAUGACAGGCUCACUGAGUUCUAACAACAUCAUUCAGGAUGGCUUUUAUGACUGUGGACCGAUGCGGCCUGAUAGCAAGUUCCUGACGCUUGAGGAACUUAGUCCCCUGCCUACAGACGCACAUCGACCCAUUAUCCUUUUAAACUCCAAGAACGCGGACAGGAAAACCCCUUCUCCUGUCCUACUUGUUCCCAAGGAGCCAGAGAAAAGCACGGAGAGAUUAGGAAAGGGAACCAAAUCACACAAAGACUUGAGAAGCAAAAGUAAGAUCAUGCGUGAACGAGAAGAGCAGAAACAAAGGGAAGAAGAGGCCGCUUUAUCCGAGGUCUCAACCACGCAACAAGAUGUGGUGCCUACUUGGCAGCCCCCGACGGAUGAGGUACUUCAAGGCUACAUCGAGGAGGUACGGAGCAAUAUCCAGCCACUUGCUACGACCAGCCAACAAGUAGAGGCUCUUGCAAGUUUUGUCAGUGAUAAGAUGGGUGGAGCUGUCGACAGGGAGUCGCUGUCCACGUUCAGCUAUGAAUUACCAAUCGGUCAACUGAAGUGUGAGCUCAACUCCAAUAUCAUCCCCAUCGGCAAGAUUCAAACUGGGAUCUUUUAUCACAGGGCGCUACUUUUCAAGGCUCUAGCUGAUCGCAUUGCAGUAAGCUGCUCGUUGGUUCGAGGAGAGUAUAACAGGGCCUGGAACGAGGUGAUGCUUUGUGAAGAAGCCAAAGACGGUCAGUCCAGGUUUCCUCCUAAACGUUACAUCGUGGAUCUGAUGCACAUACCAGGCCGACUCAUGAGCGCGGACUCGCCUGAGGCUUCGUUGUAUCAAAGGCUUUAGCAUAGACUCACGAGCAUUGAUUAACGUCAUGGACGUUUUUUUUAGUUGACUUCAGAAUUUGUCUGUUUUGUCUUCGCGUUUUCAAAAUUCUUGUUUGGCUCGAAGAUUCGUGGAAUGUUCUUUAACCAAUCAGAGGGCAGAUGACGUGUUCUCGACCAAUCAAGUUACAAGGCAAAAUUCAAAGUGCGCGUGUUUUCCCGCGCUUCUAUCCAAAUACGAAAGUUCAAUGUCGUUCACGUUAAAAUGGUCCGUUGUAUAAAAUAUACAAGCCCUGAGUUCUUGGCGCAUUGAGUGUCGUAGUUAAUAUCGCCGAGCUUAUCACUCGCUCGUAAGUACUUAUAGAAAACAUUUUGAUCUCGAUGUAUAUAAUGUAAAAUAAAAUUCGAUUUUUUUUUCA
This is a messenger RNA of Orbicella faveolata, 3031 nucleotides long. RefSeq names its product armadillo repeat-containing protein 3-like. The record is from RefSeq and is a predicted model, not a curated record. Gene Ontology annotation, molecular function: protein binding. Lineage: Eukaryota; Metazoa; Cnidaria; Anthozoa; Scleractinia; Merulinidae.